Molecule: messenger RNA, 1883 nt
Organism: Toxoplasma gondii ME49
Lineage: Eukaryota; Apicomplexa; Conoidasida; Eucoccidiorida; Sarcocystidae
Exons: 2
Coding region: 439-1239 (266 amino acids)
Source: RefSeq, a predicted model, not a curated record
GCGCGUCUGUUGCAUGGACCGCCACGCACACAUCGGCCGAGCUGCUGCGUAAAGUUGUACCUCUCUCGACUCCGGAAACCUUUGUGAGAGGCGAGAGAGAGCGAGAAAACGCUUUCCUCUCGAAACAUCUUUGUUCUCGGAUGAAUACUCUUCGUUUCCUCUGCAGGCGACUAGGGACAGAGCGAAGAAUUUGCUUCGUGGACUCUUCCGCUCUGUUUCGCCUGGUGUACAUACACUGGAGAAGAGCGCCUACCAAACCUCGAGUUGACAAAGGCGGACUGUCUGCGAGGGCCGCGCACAUUGCGGACUCUUGGCUUUUUCCCAAGCUUCGAAAAAGUUCUUCCCAAGCUUCGAAAAAGUUCAGAUCACCCUUUUCUUCAAGUUUUUCCCCCGAACACUCUCUCUUCCUUCGCUUUCUGUCGAGUCACCUCCACCACAAUGUUCGGGCCUCUCCAGUCUUGUCGUUCUUCCUUCACUCUCUCUCCCUCUCUCUCUCUCUUCCUUCACCGCCACGCUUCUCCACUCUCGGUCUGCGCUCUCCAAUUCUCAAAAAGUAUGCAUUCUUCCUCCUGCCCUUCCUUCUCCGCCUCCUCCAACUCCUCCUCUGCCCUCCUCUGCUCAUCCUUUUCUCCUUUCUCCAGGCUGGCGUCUUCUUCUCCCUCCUCGGUGUCUUCCUCUGUCUCUUCUUCGUCGUCUUUGCGCAGCCGGUCCUCUUGCUCUUGUUCUCCUUUCUCGGGGCGCGGCCGUUCUGGGAGUUCUCCGAACGCCGUCUCUGCUGCAUGCGCUUCCCUUUCUCCAGCGUCUCCCUCCGUCGUCGCAUCGCGUUUCUCUCUUCGCGGCAUGUCCUCUGAGCCCGCAGAGAAAUCCAGGAAGUCCUCCAACAGCGACACCUGGCUGGAAGUCGAGCGAGCGCGGCCGCGGGUCCCGAACGCCUUCGACGGUACUUACAGCUGGCCUGCAGGCGCUCCGAAUCCUCUGGACAUACACCGCGAGUCCUUUCAAGCGUUCAUGCACGGAAAGACUGAACGCUUCUCCACGGAACUGAAGGUCUUUCUCUACGGCUGGGGGAUGCUGUUCUUCGUCGUCGGCCUGACCUACACGACCAUGAAGCUGAUGACUCCUGACGACUUUGAGUGGGUGGAAGCUGAACGCGAAAGAAUGGAGCAGGCGAAGAGGAAGAAAGCAAACGCAGAAGCUGCUGCUCUGGCUGCAGCUCGAGGCCGAGCGGGAGAAGAGUAGACGUCGAACACUUCGACUGAGGCGAAGAAACAGAGAGGAGGAACCGAUGGACCACGAUUGAAAGAGAUGUGUACGCAGAAAGAGAGACAAAACUGGGAGCGAAUAGAAAGAUGCGUUUCAACAGCUACCGAUGCAGAGGAAGAGAGAGCGUCUACACAGAGAAAGGAAGACGAAGACAAGGCGCGACAGGAGAGGUGGUAGAAGAACAUGAGAACAGGAGGGAUUCGCGAACAUGUUUGCGAGAGAAAGAAAGGCGUUUGCUCGCCAACCCACCGUUGUUGAAAGUCAAAUGUCAUGAUAAAGGCAGAAGAAUGGACUCCCAAGGACGGAAGUGGCGACGCGGCAGCAAACGGAAUUUUUUUACUGAGUCGCUGUCUGCGAAAGAGACUGCAGACUUGUGCGUUCUUCGCCAGCUUCUUUCUCCCCGUCGUCUCGCUCGUUUUUUGCGUUGCUUUGGGGUGUGCCGUACGACGGAUCUCACCACGUUUCUCGCCUUCACCGUCUCCCAUGCACAUGUGGAAGACAUGUGUGGCAUCUGUGCGACUCUUCCAGACGAGUGCGCUCAUGUCGAGGUCACGAAGCGAACGAGAAACUUUUGCAGCAACUGAAUCUCACCCCAAGCCUCUAGAGGCUCUGAAGACGCC